CUGGCAGGAAGCGCCUGCCCAGAGCCGACUGAUCUUUGUCGUCACGCAUAUUUACUCUCUUCGGUAGUUUCUACCGACUGCGUUCAUUAAAAAACCCCACAUAUAUUGCUAUAACUUGAUAAUAAGAUGACCUCCAAGAGGAGCGAAGGCGAAUGGCAGGGGCUAGUGAAUGAGCAUUUGAUAUGCAAAAGGAAGCUGGAGAGUAAGAAGGAAGCUCUAUUGAUUCUCUCCAAGGAACUUGAUACAUGUCAACAGGAACGGGAUCAGUACAAACUAAUGGCUAACCAGCUAAGGGAACGCCAUCAAUCACUGAAGAAGAAGUACAGGGAACUCAUGGAUGGUGAUCCCACACUUCCUCCAGAAAAACGGAAUCAGGCAAACUUGGCACAGCUACUGAGUAGUUCUCGAGAGCGGAAUAAACAUCUCGCAGAGGAAAUCAAGGAAAUCCAGCAGAGACUGGCUGAAGCACAGGGUGAUAACAAGCUCCUAAGAAUGACGAUUGCAAAACAACGAUUAGGUGAUGAAGAUGUUGGCUUUCGCCAUUUCCCUGCACAUGAACGUGAGGAUCUUGUUCAGCAGUUGGAAAAAACACAGCAACAGAUUGAACAGUUGGAUCAUGAUUUUCAAGCAGCAGUGGAUGAACUUCAGGAUGUUACGGUUGAACGCUCUUUUUACCAGGAGAAAUCCGGCCGUUUAAAUCAAGAGAUUAACCAUAUUCUUGGAGGACAUGAAAACCGAAUAAUUGAUGUUGAUGCAUUGUGCAUGGAGAACAGGUACCUGCAUGAACAUUUGAAGCAGAUCCAGGAAGAAGUUAAUAUCCUUAAGAAUAACAUUUCUAAAUACAAGAAUGCUCUUGAACGUAAAAAGAACCCAAAGUCCAGUGGAAGGAGCAGCAGUAGUGCCCUUACCGGCGUUCUUUCUGCCAAGCAAGUCCAAGAGCUUUUGUCAGUAGAUCAUGGCUGCAGUCUGCCAGCUACUCCACAGUCCAUCUCAGACCUGAAAUCACUGGCAACUGCUUUACUUGAAACAAUUCACGACAAGAAUAUGGUUCUUCAGCACCAACGUCAGACAAACAGGAUUCUAGGCAAUCGCGUGGCUGAGUUGGAAAAAAAGCUGAGAACAUUGGAAGUUUCUGGUUUGUGGAGUCUUCCAGGAGGGAGAGAGACUAUAACAUUGACUGAUGCUUCUAUGCCUGAAGAUGUACAACAAAAAUCACCGAUGUUUGAGGUCACUGAAUCACACAUGCAGCAGAAUGAUCAAAUAAAAGAUCAAGAGCCUCUACCUCAGUCUUCAACACCGGAGAUGACAUCUAUAGGAUUUGAAGAAAUGCAAGUGGAACAAACAAAUAAUUGUGGAAGUCCAGUGGUUUUGCCUUUUGAAACAGAUGCCCAAAUAGAUAUUUAUUCUUCAAUAUCCCAACCUCACUCUGGAAAUGAAGUAACACAAAUGACUGAAAAGUUGGAUACUACCGAGUUAAGCGAUGCCUGUGACAAAAUAAGUGCUUCUGAAAGGCAGAUUAUGGCAAAAUCUCAGAAUCACAAUGCUGUUUCAUCUGUAUUCAAUUUCCCCAUAGCCAGUCCAGAAUCAGCCAAUCAAACUGAUUCUGUAUGUGACCAGUGGAUUGAAAAUAACACAAUUAAUGAACCAUCGCAUGCUGUUGAAAGCGACAUAACAUGUGUGUCAUUAAACAUGACUCCCAUAAGAAAUUCAGAUUCGCAACUGCGCAACCUGCUGAGCACAGAUCCACAGACAACAUUUGAGCUUGGUGAAGAAAAUACUGAAGAAAAUCAUGAAGCAUAUGUGGCAUAAUUUACAUUUGGUUUAUUUCUCGAGUUUAAAGAUUAUGAUAAAACUUUUAAACGGUUCGAGACCAACAAGAAAGAAUAAUUCCCUUGAAAUCAGUACACCAACUCUUUUCAUGCUGAAUGUGGUGUGAGAGUUUCUACAUUGUAUGCUGUGGUCUGAAUUACGUUAAGUCAAGCGGCAACAGUGUUUAUUUCCCAUACACAACAAAUAUAAACCGGAACAAUUAAACUAUUACUAGUUGUAACUUUACAGAUAUGUUAAACGCAUCAAUGACAACUGUAAAUAGAAAACUUAAUUAUCAGUUAUUCUAAGUAAACUAGCCCACGACUGUGCAAAACCUAAAGUACAUAGAGUAACUCUUCCCAUUUCUGUAAAAGCAGAGUAGAAUCAUUGUCGAAAAACAAUGAUAA
Amblyraja radiata (thorny skate) is the source of this 2216-nucleotide messenger RNA. RefSeq names its product coiled-coil domain-containing protein 149. The coding region runs from base 127 to 1809 and encodes 560 amino acids. The record is from RefSeq and is a predicted model, not a curated record. Lineage: Eukaryota; Metazoa; Chordata; Chondrichthyes; Rajiformes; Rajidae. The transcript has 12 exons.